Messenger RNA from Arctia plantaginis, 408 nucleotides. The record is from the annotation of a GenBank genome assembly. NCBI's taxonomy places the organism in Eukaryota, Metazoa, Arthropoda, Insecta, Lepidoptera, Erebidae.
AUGAUUUUGAAAGACCUAUCCAACGAUACCCUACAUUAUGGAAUAGACGGAGCAUCACAGAGUGAUCAAAUCCCAAAGUCCGAGAAGAUGGACACGGUGAGCAGGAUCAAGGCGCGCCUUGCGUCUGUGGACCCAAACAAAGCCCGAGCACUGGGUGGUGUGUUCCUCUUUAACAUUAUCAAAGGCACUUCCGUUUAUUCUUGGACACUAGAUCUCAACAAUGUACAAGUCUACGAAGGCGAGCCCGAAGAAGAGCCAGACACCACCUUCACACUGAACGAGCACUACUUCAAACAGCUGGUCCAAGGACGAGAGGACCCCAGAGUCAUCAUGCAGGCUGGACGAUGUUCCGUCACAGGAGACAUCAUGAGAGCAAUGCAACUGGAACCUUAUAUUAAGUUAGAAUAG